AUGUCUCAAUUGCAGCAUGUGGGAGAUCAUUUACCUUCAUUAAGGCCUCAACCGCAUCCAGAAGGUAAGCAACCAUUAGAUGAUGUACCACCAAACAGGCCAGGACAAAACAUCGUAACAUGUAUCUACGAGGUAAAGGUUGCAGAUUCAUGCAGGAACGUAACCGUUACAUGGGCCAAGAACAUCAUGACCCAUUGUUUAACAAUCCUUAUGGAGAAUCCCUCUGGAGAAAAUCACCACGCAUGUAAGAUUGAUCUCAAAUCGUGGCAAUUUUGGGGUAGGAAAGGACUAAAAUCGUUCAAAAUUGAGGAAAAACGAGUGGACGUGUUUUGGGAUUUUAGGGCGGCGAAGAUAACCACGAGUCCUGAACCCUUGUCGGAUUAUUACGUAGCUAUUGUGUCGGAAGAAGAGGUGGCUUUGGUUCUUGGAGAUCAAAAGAAAGAAGCUUUUAAAAGGACGAAAUCAAGACCAUCUUUGGUUGAUCCGGUUUUAUUGCACAAGAAAGAGACUUUAUUUGGUAGGAAACAUUUCUGUUCACGGACAGUUCUUGGGAAGAAUCAAAAAGACAGAGAGAUUAUGAUUGAUACUUCUUUGUCGGGUCCAAGUGAUCCUGAAAUGAUGAUUAGCUUUGAUGGGAAUGUAGCGAUUCGAGUGAUGAAUCUGCAUUGGAGAUUCAGGGGAAAUGAGACGGUUAUGAUUGAGAAUGUGCCGGUUCAGAUCUUUUGGGAUGUUCAUGAUUGGCUAUAUAAUACUAGUAACAAUAAUGGGCUUAAUUCAGGUCAGGGUUUCUUUAUAUUCAGGCCGACUGAACCAUCGGGAAAUGAAGAAUCUUUGCUCAACAAUUGGGAGGAAUUUGAUCCUACCAAUAUGGAUUUUUGUCAUCUUUUACAUGCUUGGAGGGUUGAAUAA
Impatiens glandulifera is the source of this 909-nucleotide messenger RNA. RefSeq lists its product as uncharacterized. The record is from RefSeq and is a predicted model, not a curated record. The transcript has a single exon. Lineage: Eukaryota; Viridiplantae; Streptophyta; Magnoliopsida; Ericales; Balsaminaceae. The coding region runs from base 1 to 909 and encodes 302 amino acids.